GCUAUAUUACCAACAACCCUACUGAUAACAGCAAAAAAACUGGAACAGCCUCAGAAAGAGUCGGAACCUAAUCGCGAGUCGCACAUAACUACGGUCGCUCUUGUUGAAUAUAAAGGUGGGAGGAACAAUCAUACCAUGGGAAACUUUGACGGAGUGGGAACGGUACUCAAGCGGGGCAGCGACAUCGAAAACAACGGAGCGAAUGGAAAGCUGCCCACCAAUGGAGCUGCGAUAGAAAAACCUUCCUUGGAUGAACCGGAACAGAAGGAAAUCCUUCUCAACCAGCAGAAAUUUUCGGCACCAGCUUAUACGGAAAUUCGCACGCGACGUUGCACUGUAAAGGCAGCUGCUGAAGCCAAGAGUCCCACAUCGACUAACUAUCAUCCAGAUAAGAAAACUAUAUUUAAUGGCGCUAUCUUUGGAAAGCAUCAGGAGGAGUGUAAGCCAAAUCAGGCCGAGGGAAAACUAUCGCCGGAGCUUGAGCACCAUCAGAAGACAUCGUUCGAGGAAGUACCUCUGCACACGGCCUGCCUUACAUACUUAGGAUUUUAUCUUCUAAUGAUCCUGGGUUACAUUAACCAGCUGCUGUUUGUACCCAAAGUUGCCACUGAGAAGAACAGAGAGGGCUAUGUGGCAUUGUAUGAUGCGUUUGAGAGCUUCUACUCAAGAUAUGUGUACCGCCGAGUGAAGGAUUGUUGGAAUCGACCGAUAUGCAGUGUUCCAGGUGAUGAGCUUACCCUGAAAGAUCGUGUCACCGACGACUACGGCUGGAGUUUCAAGUUCACCGGAACAGAGACACGCUGUUUGAAUCUGGGUUCUUACAACUAUUUAGGCUUUGCAGCUGCCGCCGGGCGAUGCGCAGAUGAAUCGGAAGAAAGGGCCAGGAACGACGGGCUAGCAUACUGCAGUUCCCGCUGCGAGCUGGGCGAUAAUGAACAGCUUCAUGAGUUGGAAAGCCUAACUGCUCGCUAUUUUGGAGUGGAAGAUGCUAUAGUCUUUGGCAUGGGAUUCGCAACUAAUGCUCUUAAUCUACCCUCGCUUCUGGGUCCUAACUGUUUGGUGGUCAGUGAUGAAAAAAACCAUGCCUCAAUCAUUCUCGGUCUCCGGCUUUCUGGAGCCACAAUUAAAGUUUUCAAGCACAACAACAUGCGUGACCUAGAGCGAGUUCUUCGUGAGGGUAUAUGCUAUGGAAAUCCUAAGAAGGGUGGCACGCCAUGGAAUAAAAUAAUGGUUGUUGUGGAGGGAAUUUUCAGCAUGGAGGGUUCCAUUGUCCGGCUGCCCGAAAUUAUUGCUCUGAAGAAAAAAUACAAGGCCUAUUUGUAUUUGGAUGAAGCACAUAGUGUCGGAGCGAUGGGUUCCCAUGGUCGGGGAGUCACCGACUACUUUAAUGUAAACCCCAAGGAGGUGGACAUUUUAAUGGGAACUUUUACUAAGAGCUUUGGAAGUGCUGGAGGAUAUUUAGCGGGAUCAAAGAAACUGAUUGAUUUUCUUCGCACCAAUAGCCACGCACACUGCUAUGCCGGUUCUAUUUCGCCUCCUAUUGCUCAGCAGAUUUUGACAUCAAUGAAAACGAUUAUGGGCGAAGAUGGAAGUGAUACGGGUCGAAAGAAGAUUUUGCAGCUGGCCAGAAACACACGGUACUUUCGCCGUCGCCUGGCACAGUUAGGAGUGAUAACCUAUGGGCACGAGGACUCACCAGUGGUUCCUAUGCUGGUCUACCUUUUUUCCAAAAUUGGAGCUGUGGUUCGCACCCUGACCACCAGGCACAUUGCUGUGGUGGGAGCUGGAUUCCCGGCCACGCCAAUAAUGGAGGGCCGAAUUCGUUUCUGCCUGUCGGCUGCCCACACUAAAGAGCAACUGGACUAUGCCCUGGAGGUGAUUGACGAAAUAGGGGAUGACCUUGGUCUUAAGUAUUCACGAAAACCUCGGGAUGCGAAUCCAAUUGAAUACUGAAGGCUAUAAAAUAUCUUCCAAUACACACACAUUUUUCAGUUGGGAAUGGUAGCCUGGAAAGUGGCUGUUAGAUUUUUACACCCAAAAUCAAACACUGUCAAUAUAUCAAUAGGUGGGCGGGAUUUGCAUAUUUUGGACAUAUUUCCAUGAGAAGGCUUUAGAAAAAUAUGAAGCAGCACAUAGAGCUAAAUAAAUACAUAUUAUUUAGUUUUAUCUUUACAUAGUUGUCAAGUAAAGUGUUAACUUUAGAGCCUUCUGAAAUGGGCUGCAAAGUUUUACUGGUGAAAAAGAAUGCGAAAGGUAUUACGAAAUUCAGGUUACGCUUAAAUUCAAACUAAUUUUAGUUGGUCCCUAAUUUUGAGUGGGACAGUUAAACACCUCGCUUUUAUCACAUAAGUGCUAAGAUAAUUUUACGUCUCGCGACCUAAGGAAAUAAUUGUAAAAGGUAAUUUUGUCAACCCCACAGAUCCCCAAAUAAAAACAAAAAAUAAUGAAACGACGGCCAAGGCAUUUUCAGGAACGUUUAUAUUCUAAUGAUUAUGUAAUAAUUUUAUUUUUUAUCAAAAAGAAUAAAGAUUUUUGGCCAUUUUUAUUGUGCAAAUUUUGAGUGCCUCAAUUCAAAGAAGUA
Molecule: messenger RNA, 2581 nt
Organism: Drosophila ananassae
Lineage: Eukaryota; Metazoa; Arthropoda; Insecta; Diptera; Drosophilidae
Gene: lace
Product: serine palmitoyltransferase 2
Exons: 4
Coding region: 136-1953 (605 amino acids)
Biological process (GO): ceramide biosynthetic process; sphingosine biosynthetic process
Cellular component (GO): serine palmitoyltransferase complex
Molecular function (GO): serine C-palmitoyltransferase activity; pyridoxal phosphate binding
Source: RefSeq, a predicted model, not a curated record